Ilex paraguariensis (yerba mate) is the source of this 516-nucleotide messenger RNA. The record is from the annotation of a GenBank genome assembly. Lineage: Eukaryota; Viridiplantae; Streptophyta; Magnoliopsida; Aquifoliales; Aquifoliaceae.
AUGGAUGAACAUUGUGUAAGGAAACCAGAGCAGACGAUGAUUUCGGCGGAGGAAGCUCUCGAUAUAGUGUUGAGAGUGGCUCAGCGUCUGCCACCAGUGACUUUGCCACUUCACGAAGCUCUAGGCAAGAUCUUGGCCGAGGACAUUAGAGCCCCUGACCCUCUUCCUCCUUACCCUGCUUCAGUCAAGGAUGGCUAUGCUGUAGUUGCCUUAGAUGGGCAUGGUGAAUAUCCCAUUAUUGUUGAAUCCAGAGCCGGAAAUGAUGGAGUUGGUGUGACCAUAACUCCUGGAACUGUUGCCUAUGUGACUACUGGAGGCAAGUCUGAUUAUAUUCAAUUUGAUAUAUGGGUGAUGCGUGGUUGCGAUGGAGCAAAAGUGGAUGGUAGUGCAUUGGUGUUGUGGGGUGGAACAAUGAUGGAAGGUGAUUGGGUGUUGCAAGGCAAAGGAAAGGUGAAUGUGAUGGUUGAUGUGAGGGUGAUUGUGGUGUUGGGUCUGGUGCUUUUGGUGGUUGGGUGA